UGUCACUGGCGCUGAGCUUCAUCAGUCAGCCGAUGUUGCUGACGAUCAUUCCAUCAUCCUCGAUGGUCAUGCCAAAGUUAUUUUUGGACAAUAGGUCUGUCGGUUCCCACUUUUUCACCAAGCCAACUGCACCAUCGACGCAUGCGCGUGCAGUUACCGCAGCUCCUUCAUUCUUGUUUAGUAUCAUGCCACGCAUAGCUUCUGUUCACCGCACCUGCUUCCACACCGACUAAUACCCUCUGCCGGUAUCAAGCACGGAAACCAGCAAGCUGGCACCAUUCUCUUUCGCAAAAUACAGUGUGCUACCUUCCUCUACACCAAUACCUACAAUGGCACCAGCUAACCCACCGUAGAUAUCACCCUGAAGCCGCAAGUUACCAUCUCUGCACAUACAAUGAGGCAGAUGGCUCGACCGUAGCUAGCGCGACUGAUGUGCACUUUUGCCAAGGCACAAUGGGAGGCCAUGCCUCGGACGAUCGCAUCGCCAUCUUCCUGCGUGCCAGUGCAGAGCUCGUUAGCGGCAAGUACUGUCACAAAUUGGUGGCAGUUACUACGCUUGGUCAAGGGAAGUGCUUGGCAGGCUGAGAUUGAUGCUGUCGCUGAGUUGAUUAAUGAAACUUUCGUAGCUCUUCGACUUCUUCCAGUUGAUCUCUGGGUCACCUUCAGAAUUUGUCACAUAGGCGAUAUCGCACCCCAGCUUUGCAGCAUCCCACUUCACAGGCAGCAGCUUCAUAUUCCAAAAGCUAUGGAAAGACAUUGCCGCAAACCUAGACAAGUACAAAGCUAUCCGAGAAUCAUCGGCGAUACAGGAGGGAGGAACUUCCACGUCGUCCACAAACUCGCAGAUAUCCGAAAUGCAGUUUUGCGGGCAUUCGAGGCUUUGAGUAUCAAGAUCCGGUCAUCACUGGGUUCAUCGAGAAAUGCACUGGUGCGGUGGUGGAUCAACAAUCUUUCGGAGGAGUACGAGCAAGUGGGAUCAACGACAAAGCUGGGAAUAUCAGCAUCUUCUACCGGUUUGUUCCGGCGAGAAGCAUAA
Suillus fuscotomentosus is the source of this 1036-nucleotide messenger RNA. RefSeq lists its product as uncharacterized. Gene Ontology annotation, molecular function: oxidoreductase activity, acting on the aldehyde or oxo group of donors, NAD or NADP as acceptor. Lineage: Eukaryota; Fungi; Basidiomycota; Agaricomycetes; Boletales; Suillaceae. The transcript has 4 exons. The coding region runs from base 431 to 1036 and encodes 201 amino acids. The record is from RefSeq and is a predicted model, not a curated record.